Molecule: messenger RNA, 2442 nt
Organism: Trypanosoma cruzi
Lineage: Eukaryota; Euglenozoa; Kinetoplastea; Trypanosomatida; Trypanosomatidae
Product: trans-sialidase, putative
Exons: 1
Coding region: 1-2442 (813 amino acids)
Biological process (GO): oligosaccharide catabolic process; ganglioside catabolic process
Cellular component (GO): membrane; intracellular membrane-bounded organelle; cytoplasm
Molecular function (GO): exo-alpha-sialidase activity
Source: RefSeq, a predicted model, not a curated record
AUGCUCUCACGUGUUGCUGCAGUGAAGGCACCCCGCACACACAACCGUCGCCGCGUGACCAGAUCCAGCGGAAGGAGGAGGGAAGGAAGAGAGAGUGAGCUGCAGAGGCCCAACAUGUCCCGGCGUAUGUUUACUUCUGCAGCACUGCUACUUCUUGUUGUGAUAAUGUGCUGCGGCACUGGUGGUGCUGCCCCCGCAGGUAAGGGGUCAAAGUCAGAUUCGGGAUCUUCACUGGAUAAACACAUUGUUUGGAGAGAUAAGAAAGAAGACGAAACAGUGGAUUCGCUCUAUGCUCCCAGUUUUGUUGAGGUGAAUGGUGGCGUGUUUGCCUUUGCCGAGGCGCUGUUGAAGGAUGGAAACUAUUUCUUUACUGGGAUUGCCUCGGAGCUCCUUGAGUUGAGUGGUGAAAACCAAAAAAAAAUGGGUGGAAGUAAUUUGAAGACAAAGACACUGGAGAAAUGUCCUUCCGAAGGAGGCAAACGCCCCUCUCAGUCAACGAAUCGCGUUGGUUCCCAAAGUUUCCACAGAGUAGAUGUGAGCCGGCCAACAACAGUCGUGAAGGGGAAUGGCAUUUACAUGCUUGCUGGAAAAUACAUCAGGGAAAAUGUUGCUGUUUGUCAGGGUAGGGCUGACGCUGCCUCAUGGGGUCUUUUGCUGGUAAAGGGGAAUGUCAGUGAUGAACAGGACAAAGAAAUUGUUUGGGAAGUUAUUGACGAUCUCCCGUGCACUUCGAUUGUAAAACUUCACGAAUCCUGGCCAUUGCUCACUGGAGGCGGUGGAUCGGGUAUUACGAUGGAUGACGAUACGCUUGUGCUCCCGUUGGAAGCCGUGAAGGAGCACGGCACUGAAAGUGAAGCAAAGGAAGGAAAGAAUAACAACGUUUCGCUGAUCUUGUACUCCUCGGAUACUAAGAAUUGGAAGCUGUCGAAGGGGAUGUCUGCCUAUGGCUGCACUGAUCCCUCCGUCGUGGAGUGGAAGGGAAAACUCAUGAUGAUGACUGCGUGUGAUGAUGGCCGCCGCAGGGUGUACGAGUCCGGUGAUAAGGGGGCGUCGUGGACGGAGGCGCUCGGGACACUCUCGCGCGUGUGGGGCAACAACCAAAAGCGACAUGAGUGGGGCGUUAGGAGCGGGUUCAUCACAGCGAAUAUUGACGGUGUUGGAAAUGAUAAGAGAAAUGUGAUGCUCGUUACUCUGCCGGUGUUUUCCAAGAAGGCUGAUACACGAGGCCGUGGAAAAGAAAGGGGCGAACUCCAUCUUUGGCUGACGGACAAUACGCACAUUGUUGAUAUUGGUCCGGUAUCCGGGAACGAUGACGCUGCCGCCAGCUCCCUGUUGUACAAAAGUGGAACUAAUGGGAAUAAUAAUAAUGAGUUGAUUGCACUGUACGAGAAGAAGGAAGAUGGGUUCAGACAAUCACUCGGUAUGGUCUCUGUGCGUCUGACUGAGCAGCUGAAGCGUGUGAAGGAUGUGCUGGCGACGUGGAAGGAAGUGGACGACCUUGUCUCCAAGCUGUGCACUCCUUCUAAUACUGAGAAGGACCGUCCAAAUAGCACUCCCUGCAGCACUACUGUUAAGAUCACCGCUGGGCUGGUUGGCUUUUUGUCCGGCAACUUGUCUGGUAGCAAAUGGAAGGACGAGUACCUCGGGGUGAACGCCAGAGUAACUGGUGCUGUAAAAAAGGCAGAGCCUUCCGAUGGCGUGACAUUUAAAGGGCGUGGCGCAGGGGCGCACUGGCCUGUUGGCAGGCAGGGGGAGAAUCAGCUGUACCACUUUGCGAACUACAACUUCACUCUUGUGGCGACGGUGUCUAUCCACGGUGUGCCAAAGGACGGAGAUACCCCCAUUCCAUUGAUGGGAGCGAAGGUGAAUGAUGGCGAUAAGAAUACAGUACUCCUGGGACUGUCGUACAACAAAGAAAGGAAGUGGCAGGCGCUGUGCUGUGACGGAACAACCGCGGAGCACAGCAGCACUUGGGAUCCACAGAGACAAUACCAAGUGGCCAUUGUGCUACAGAACGAAAAACAGGGCUCCGUGUACGUCGAUGGUCAGCGUGUGUGUGAGAGUGUGCAAAGUAACUUGGAAAAUACAGAAUCGAAAGGGAUCUCACACUUUUACAUUGGAGGGGAUGGAGGCAGCGCAGAGAACACAGUGGGUGACGAAGGUGUGUCUGUGACUGUGAGGAACGUCCUGCUGUACAACCGCCCGUUGACAUUUACUGGUGGGAGUGCCGAUUUGGAAGAAGAUAUUGCGUCACCUUCUGAAGAUCCAGUGGAGCAAGCGGCCUCGCAGCAGUCUCGAAAAAAACGUGAAGCGCAGCAAGUGCCGGCAGCUUUGAGCUCCAAUGCCGUUGGAGAAGCAACGGGUGAUGGCAGCAUUGUGCGUGAGAGCGGACUGCUGCUGCUGCUUCUUCUGUUGGGACUGUGGGGGUUUGCGGCUCUGUGA